Messenger RNA from Lingula anatina, 4745 nucleotides. RefSeq lists its product as uncharacterized. Gene Ontology annotation, cellular component: cilium. The record is from RefSeq and is a predicted model, not a curated record. NCBI's taxonomy places the organism in Eukaryota, Metazoa, Brachiopoda, Lingulata, Lingulida, Lingulidae.
CAAGUAGUUGCAGCCUGAUAAGCCGAAAGUCAGUUAAAAGCAAGAGUAGUGCAAGCACUACUAGUAGCAGAUCAUCUCUAAAGGUAAUAUAUAAUAAAAGGUUUGAACUUGGUUUGACAUUCAGCAGAAUGCACAUAUUCAUGUGCUUUGGAUGAAGAGAAUUGCUGGAGAGCAACUGCAUGUACUUCUGUCUGCUGUGUGAGCUACUUUUUUAUUUUGACCAGAAUGAAAAUUGGAUAUAUAUCCAUUAGCGUUCUGUUAUUUUACCCCAGUUUCUCUUAGCCUCCUUACAUUUUCUAAUUUGCCCUUCAAAUUUGUUAAGCCUCCAAGUAACUGUUUUUGUCAGUAAAAAAUAACAACAAUAUUAUAAUUAACAUGUCAUUCCCAUAGUUAAAGUCUGUUUGCAACCACUUUCAUAAUUUCAUAGGCUGGCAUGAAUUUUAUUUCUAGAAAUCAAGUGGUGAAAGUAAUUGGCUGGCAAAUAGAGGCAGAUAUACCUAAUUCAAUACCGUGUUAAUGUGCCAAACUUAACAGUCUUGUUGCACGAGCAGUGAAAUCUUCUAAUUUCUUCAUAGGUUAUAGGUAAAAAUUAUGCACAUGUGUUUGGCAUAGAAUGUAGUUUUUCAGUCAUUAAAUGUUCAAGUUUUGAAUUUGUGAUUGUUGUGGCAGUAAACUAUUAUUUCAACACAGUGCAAGUACUGUUUAACUGGUAGUGCAGUAUUAUUUAUUUGUGUUACAAAUGCAGUCCAAAGGUGAGAUAAAGCCCAGAGAUAAAAAAAUAUGAAAAAAAUUCUGUAUACUUUUAUACUAGUGCCAGUGAUGUUCAUGUGUACUCAUAAAUAUAUAUUUUAAGCUUCAAGGUUGUAAUCUGUUUCUGAAAUGCUUUUAAACAUGAACCAGAAUAUCAUGCUGGUAUGCUAUAUAUACUCCUAUACUAUUGAUUAUAAUAGUACCUUUAUGUGUAGAGUUUUAGAUUGGCUUAUGGAGGAGAUUAAUGUUUUCUUAGUCCUAUAACCUAGGACGCAAUAUUCAUGAAUAUUGCAUCCUAGCUAUAGCCUAAUGCAGAUUAGAUCUGACUGUGCAUGAAGCAUUGAUCUUUGAUGUGUUAAGACAAGUAUGUUUGCUUUACUCUUUUUGAUAUUGACAUUAACUUAGGUACCAGUGCAGGUGAAACCUAUGUAAAGUGGCAUAAAUAUCUUAAGCCCAUAUGCCUCAAACGAAUGCAUACACACAAUCAUACAGACACUUGAUGUAUCUUAAUGUCACUGUGAUUGGGUGUGUUUUUGUUCAGAGGGGGUUUGAGAGAGUGUAAUGCAUUAUCUUAACUAUGAAGGACAUGGUCAUGUAGUAGAGUUCAUAUUAAAUUUUUACCAUGAUGAAAUAUUGGGGAUAAGGAAUGAGGUGUUUUUGUUACAGCUUGAUGUGGUAAAGAAUGUGUUUUUGUAUUUUCAGUGUACAGUAUGUCGUUAUCAUAUAUUUAUUGAUGCAUAGAGAGCAUUGCCAUCAUUUUUGAAAUAUGCAGGCAUCUUAUAUUGAUAUUAGAAAAAUAUCUGUACUCAUGGAGCAUUUGCAUAAUACAUGUAGGAUACACACAAAGACAGUGAUAGCACUGCCUCAGUCAAGUCGCUCACAUUUGAGAAUGAAAACAACACUGCAGCUGGAACGUCCGCGGCUGAGCCAAGUUUUGGGGGUGAAGUUAUAAGUGGCGAGGAAGAAUACAGUGUUAAAACUGCAACCCAAAUGAAAGGAAAUGGAGAAAAGGGCUUAUCCAGUAUUGCAGAGGCUCCUUUUGAAGGAAUAAAAGAUCCUGCACUGGAUUUCAGAGAGGCAAGUCUCAGAGAUGGAGAGUUGGAGGUCAAUGAAAGAAUGCCCAUCACCUCCACCAUUGCUGCAGAGCAGACAGAAAAGGCACCUCCCGAAGCAAUCAAGGAAUUCAAUGCAAUCCAGGAUUCAAACAGCUUCCAAAAUAGUUCAGUUGAAAAGAAGCCCACGUCUGACUCUUUGCAAGAGGAGGUGGUUUUCUUUAUUGAGGAGAAAACUGAAAUUGAGAUGAAGUCAGUUGACAUCAACAAAGAACUGCUGGAAAAGUAUAUGGCUUUGGAGAAGGAAAUCCAUGAGAAAGAAAACAAAAAUGUUGUCAAAGCCUUGCAAGUGAAAAAGAAAGAAGUAGCUGAACUUUCUGAUACCAUACAGCAGUUGGAAGAACAUUACAAGAAAUGUGUAGAACAGACGAAGAAGGAAAAGGCCGAUGUAGACAAUGCACCAUCUGUACAACAACUUUUGAAUGCAGAAGAAUACCAAGCUAUGCUAACAAAGGAACAGGAGGAAUACCUUGAUGCAGUCAACAAUGAAGAAAUUGCUAAGAAGCAAUUGGUUGGCGUAACUGCACAGAGAGACAAAGUAGCCAAGGAAGUGGAGGAGAUGAAGCUGGCAGCAGAGGCCUUACAGAAACUUUACAAGGAGCAGGAUGAAUUGUUAGCUUCUGUGUUUAAUGGUAAAUAUGGCAGUGAAAAGGAGUACAAACUGGAAUCAGAGCUAGACAUGCUUCUGGACCAUCACCAGAGAGUUAGUGUGGCCAAAUUUAAAUGGCAAAAUGCUCGUACCCUGUUGCAGCAUGGCUGCAACCAACUGUCAUUUGCUUGCAAAAAAUGGCUGGAACUUUUAAAAGUACAACCAAAUGAUGUACCAAGGAAGUACACCAUAACAACAGAAACAAGAAACAACCUGAUUGCUGCGUCCCAGAACAUCACAAGUGCCCAGCGUUACCUCCACGGCAUAACCUUCCCAUACUGCACCAAAGCCGAGAUGGACACCCUGAAUAAAGCCACCACAAAUAUUUAUUCGGAUAUGAACACAGGAGAAAGACACCAGCAUGCUUAUCAAUGCUACAUCACAACAUACAAGAGGUGUGCUGCCCUGAUACAGUGGUUUGACCAUGUAAUUAACAAUACAAUCAACAAAGAUAUUGCUAAUGCCACUAAGAAAGUCAAUGAAAAGGAAAAGGAACUGAGACAGGAGAGGGUAACCCUUCUCGUUGCCAGAGUGAAGGAGGUUCUGGGAACAGAUGUGGACUUUACUGUGUCAGAUGAGAACAUGUUUGAUGACAGUGUUGAAGAGAAGGAACUUGUGGACAUUAUAGAUGCUGAUGCAGUAUCAACAAAUGGAGAAGAUGUGGAGAAACCUGAGGGGGUCAUCACAGGUAAUGAACUGGCACCUGGUGACAAUGACAGCAUAUCUGCCACGCCACUACCUCUGAAUGAACUGGCACCACCUCCUUCUCAGGAAGACCUCUUUGGAGACAUAGAGGAGCUGAAGAAACAACACGAGCGUGAGAUGGAAGAAUUCCAAAGAGCUCAAGAAAUCAACAAAGCUCGUAUGGACCAAGGUUUACAAGAAAAAUUGAAAGCUAGGCGUAGUCGCAGACAAAGACAGGAGGCCUUGGAAGUCAGCAGUUAAAUGAACAAUACAGUAUUAACUACCCUUAAUGUGGUCUUAGAGUGUGGUCCAGUCCUUUACUUUAAGUCAAAGAAGUUUUGUACUAACUGCUGGUCUUUUGACCUAAGUAAGAAAAUGUGAAUUUGAUAUGUGAAUUAACGUUCAAGUAUACAUCAUUUUUUAAUGUGUACUUUCUUUAUGUAUAUUUGUUAAUCUAAUGUUACCUUAUGUGUCAUGUAUACAUUUAACAUCAGUUUAAUAUAAAAGGGAACAAAUAAUUGUGUUGUAAACAAAUGCAAGAGAACCAUUUCUAAAAGUUGUGAACAGGGAGUCAUGUUUUACAAGUCAGAACUUUGCUUUCUUUUUUCCCCAUGAAAGUCAUUAUUGUAAAAUAAAUGUUUUAAUUGCUUCCUUACUGAACACCGAUUAUUAGUAUGGCACAAGGCAUUUUAUACAUUGUAUUUUUCUUAUCUGAUAUUAUAAUCAAACAGAUUAAUAUAAAAAUACUUUUACAAAGUUACUAAGGCUCAAAAAAGCAAUGAAGUGUAAAAAUGCUGAUAAAUUGGUUUUAUUUUGAAUUUAGGUUCAUCUUUUGUAUUUUUUGUUCUAUAACAAUUGCACCACAUACAGCUACCAUUAUAUAGUAAAGGGUGUUUCAGGUGUAGCGUGUACAUUGUUGUGGACCAAAAGGGUGCAUUUACCGAGUAUUAGAAGGACCUUGCAGAACUGUCAUAUAAAAACACUAGAAAUGUAAUAUUUACCGGUACUGCUCUGUGAUUUAAGGCAUAACAGAACAUUCUUAAGUGCAUUACAUGUACAUAAUAUAAUAUAAUUAUACACUGACCAAAAAGUUUGGAAACAAUGUUAUUUUUAAUAAUUAUAAAAUAACCAUAUGAGCUAAGGUAAAUAUAUAUUUUAGCCAAAUAUUGAUGGAUAAUGCAACUACCAUUAGUUACAUUUUUAUAUACACUGAAGAUUUUCCCACUACAUUACAUAGUUUUUAAUUAUUGAAAAACAAUUCCAAACUUUUUUGGCCAAGUGUAUAAUAGAAUAUAAUUUGAUAUCUAGUAAUGUGAGGUCUGAUAAGGCCCACUAUUGACAUAUUGAGGUGGUCUCCAAAUAUAUAAUUGACCAAUGGCAUAAUUGCUGAUCAUUUUACCAAUCAGAAAGAACACAUUAUCAACAAUGCUAGAUGACAGUGAUGAUGCAAAUUUUGAUGUUAACUUGAAGGACACUGACAUUUAUAUUUCUUUUCUGAGGUCUGCAAAAUGACAUAUUGACCUCACUUAAAGUCAAUAAUUGUAUAUAUA